Messenger RNA from Penicillium cosmopolitanum, 1701 nucleotides. RefSeq names its product putative phosphatidylinositol-3,4,5-trisphosphate 3-phosphatase. The record is from RefSeq and is a predicted model, not a curated record. Gene Ontology annotation, molecular function: protein tyrosine/serine/threonine phosphatase activity; phosphatidylinositol-3,4,5-trisphosphate 3-phosphatase activity; protein tyrosine phosphatase activity. The transcript is spliced from 3 exons. Bases 1 to 1701 code for a protein of 566 amino acids. Gene Ontology annotation, cellular component: cell projection; cytosol; plasma membrane. Lineage: Eukaryota; Fungi; Ascomycota; Eurotiomycetes; Eurotiales; Aspergillaceae. Gene Ontology annotation, biological process: regulation of phosphatidylinositol 3-kinase/protein kinase B signal transduction; phosphatidylinositol 3-kinase/protein kinase B signal transduction; negative regulation of cell population proliferation.
AUGACUUCAAUCCUCCGCCAAAUUGUCGCGGGGCCGAGACAACAGCACCCGGAAGCUGGACUAGAUCUCUGCUAUGUAACCGAUAAUGUCAUCGCCACCUCAGGCCCCUCCGGAAACUACCCUCAACGCGCAUACCGCAACCCACUCGACGCUCUGGUCAACUUUCUCGACUCGAAACAUGGUGCAAAUUGGUGCAUCUGGGAAUUCCGCGCCGAAGGCACAGGGUAUCCCGACUCGGAAGUAUACGGGCGCAUUCACCAUUUCCCCUGGCCAGACCACCACCCACCGCCCUUCGCAUUGAUCCCGAAUAUCAUGGGCAGCAUGCGGAACUGGCUGAACAACCUUGACGAUAAAGAUAAGAAGGAAGGGGAGGAAGGACCCUCGAAGCGAGUCGCGGUCGUACAUUGCAAGGCGGGCAAAGGGCGCAGCGGCACCGUCGCAACGGCAUAUUUAAUCAGCCAAGAAGGGUGGAAGAAGGAGGAUGCUUUGCAGCGAUUCACCGAUCGACGCAUGCGAGUCGGUUUCGGUAAUGGUGUGAGCAUCCCCAGUCAACUACGAUACGUCGACUAUAUCGAUCGAUGGGCGAACAAGCUCGACAAGCAAUACGUGGAGCGACCAGUCGAGAUCCUCGAGGUACAUAUCUGGGGCCUGCGAGAUGGAGUCAAGGUCGCAGUUCAAGGAUACGAGGAUGAAGGGAAGAAGAUCAAGUGCUGCCACCUUUUCCACCGCAGCGAACGCACUGUCAUUGAGGGCAUUGCUGCAGGAGCAGGAGCUGGGAAUACCACACCAAAACAGGAUGAUAUCAAGGAUAAAUCUCCUCAGAGUUCUACGCCAUCAUCAUCAACAACAUGGUCACCCAUGACCUCUCAAUCAGAUACCUCCACGCCUAAACCUAGCCUCUCACGUCGAUCAACCACAACCGGCGCUUUAUCGGCAGUGAUUUUUAAACCCAAGAAAGCUAUCAUCGUUCCAGGUUCUGACGUCAAUAUUGAUCUCGAGCGACGCAGCAAGGCCUCAUAUACCGGUUUUACCAUGGUUACAUCAGUUGCGCACGUCUGGUGGAAUGCCUACUUCGAAGGCGGCAAGGAUCAUGACUCUGGUGUUUUCGAGAUAGAAUGGGACGCAAUGGACGGAAUCAAAGGCAGCGCGAAGAAAGGGAUCCGCGCAUUCGAAAAACUCAAGGUGGUUUGGCGAUACCCUUCGCCGGACGAGGAUAUCAAGAAAGACGCCGCUCCCGUGAGUGGCAGACCGAUCAGCGAGCCGAAGCCCGGGGAGCCCAUCCAUGAAAGUUCAGCGGCUGAUUGGCGGGGCGAGGAGACAGAGACAGAGCAGAAACAGGAGAAUGUAGCGCCCGAGAAAGAGAAGAAGAAGAAGCAAGAUGUCAAAGAAGAAAGCUCUGGUUUCCCGGGGUCUGGAUUGUUGGCCGUCGGAGCGGGCUCUUUGCAUGAGCUUCAGCGACAACUAGGGUUGCGCAAGCAGACGGACGAAAGUAAAGAUGUGAGUUUGGCUGGAACGGAUGACGAGGCGCGGUCGACAACGGAUGAUGAAGGGCGGGUGUUGAAGGACAAGGCUGCAAAUGCAAAGAAAGAUGACAGUGGGGACUCUGACGGCGAGGGGGUAAGACCUUAUUUUGGUAAGGAUGGGAAUGAUGACUCUGGGAAUGAACAGAAGGUGGAUAGCAAAGAAAAGACAUCUGGGUAA